AAAAAGAGUUAUACUUAGGCUGGAUAUACAGACCUAAUGAACAGGCUGAUUCAGAAAUAGAUAGUGAGCUUUCUGGCAUGCGUAACAGGUGGGAAAUUAUGUGCAUAGUGAUCAAGAAAGGAGGAGGUGGAGAAAAAGCUCGUAAGCUUCACGCAUCAAGAGGAAAGCUAUUACCCAGAGAGAGAAUUGACAGGCUUAUUGAUCCUGGGUCUCCAUUCUUGGAGUUCUCACAGUUUGCAGGUUACCAGUUGUAUGGUAAUGAAGAGGUGCCAGCAGGAGGCAUUAUCACAGGCAUUGGACGAGUAUCUGGGGUGGAAUGCUUGAUUGUUGCUAAUGAUGCAACUGUCAAAGGUGGUACCUAUUAUCCUAUCACUGUUAAGAAACAUUUACGUGCUCAAGAAAUUGCAAUGCAAAAUCAUCUCCCUUGCUUAUAUUUGGUUGAUUCAGGAGGAGCAAAUUUGCCUCGGCAAGCAGAAGUAUUUCCAGAUCGAGACCAUUUUGGCCGUAUUUUCUAUAAUCAAGCAGUCAUGUCCUCACAAGGAAUUCCACAGAUAGCAGUAGUAAUGGGAUCCUGUACAGCAGGAGGAGCAUACGUACCUGCGAUGGCUGAUGAAAGUAUUAUUGUUGGCAAACAAGGAACAAUAUUCUUGGGAGGGCCACCAUUGGUUAAAGCAGCAACAGGUGAAGAGGUAUCAGCAGAGGAUCUUGGAGGGGCAGAUCUUCACUGCAGAAAAUCUGGUGUAACAGAUCAUUAUGCUUUGGAUGACAAUCAUGCACUUCAUCUAGCGAGGAAAGCUGUAAGAAGUUUAAAUCUCCAAAAGAAAGUAGACGUGACUAUAGAACCAUCAGAAGAGCCAAAAAAAAUAUAUGGAAUAGUUGGCGACCAGCUAAAAAGAAACUUUGAUGUCAAAGAGGUCAUUGCUAGAAUUGUAGAUGGAAGUAAAUUUGAUGAAUUCAAGGCCUUGUAUGGGGAAACUUUAAUUACAGGAUUUGCAAGAAUAUUUGGUUAUCCAGUAGGAAUUAUUGGAAACAAUGGAGUUCUUUUCUCAGAGUCAGCAAAAAAGGGUACACAUUUUAUCCAGUUGUGUUGCCAGAGAAAUAUUCCCAUUGUGUUUUUGCAGAAUAUUACAGGUUUCAUGGUUGGUAGAGAAUAUGAAGCUGGAGGGAUAGCAAAAGAUGGUGCCAAGAUGGUAACUGCUGUGGCUUGUGCCAAUGUCCCUAAAAUAACGGUGAUUAUCGGUGGUUCUUACGGAGCUGGAAACUAUGGGAUGUGUGGAAGAGCAUACAGUCCAAGAUUUCUUUAUGUGUGGCCAAAUGCUCGCAUAUCAGUGAUGGGAGGGGAACAAGCUGCAACUGUUCUAGCUACCAUAGCUAAGGACCAAAAAGCAAGGGAGGGAAAACAGUUAUCAGAGGCAGAUGAAGCAGCUUUGAAGGAGCCAAUCAUUAGGAGGUUCGAGGAGGAAGGAAACCCUUAUUAUUCCAGUGCAAGAUUAUGGGAUGAUGGAAUUAUUGAUCCAGCUGACACAAGACUGAUUUUGGGCCUCAGUCUCAGUGCAGCAUUAAAUGCACCUACAAAGAAGACAGAAUUUGGGGUUUUCAGGAUGUAAAGUUGAAUGUACACUCAUCAAAAUUACCUCUGUAUGUUUUAAUCGGGGCUGGAGAGCAAACUAACUAGUGUUGAAGCGAUUAAAAAAUAAAGAUUUGUACACUGCUAUUUUUAAUGCAAGUGUCCUAAUUUAUUUUCACUGAGUAAUCGUCAUGUAGUGCUUAAGUGUUUUGAUACUGAUCUGAGAUCAGUCACUUUCAGUGCUUGUAUAACACUGCAUUGCAUGAAUAA
Molecule: messenger RNA, 1837 nt
Organism: Pterocles gutturalis (yellow-throated sandgrouse)
Lineage: Eukaryota; Metazoa; Chordata; Aves; Pterocliformes; Pteroclidae
Product: methylcrotonoyl-CoA carboxylase beta chain, mitochondrial-like
Biological process (GO): L-leucine catabolic process
Cellular component (GO): methylcrotonoyl-CoA carboxylase complex; mitochondrion
Molecular function (GO): methylcrotonoyl-CoA carboxylase activity
Source: RefSeq, a predicted model, not a curated record